ACAGAGAGAAAAUAGUCACAAAACGUAUCUGACCUCCACAUCCUGUAAUUAGAAUUAUUGUGGUCUGGUACACUGCACCCAGUUUCUGCAGGAGUACUUUCUGGGUGUCUCUAAUGAGUAAGAGAGGGCCCCAUGGGAUAUUCCUACAGUUCCCAGAUGAACAGUGGGAAAGACUCUACGUUGACAAACCCCGGGGACCUGAAAACUCAGGUCCUCAAGGAGGGUAGAGGAUACCUGGACCCUGGCCCAGACCCCUAGAUGGGCUGUGCCAAGAGACCCAGCAAGGGAAGGGAUUCCCUCCUGCCUCAGGUUCUCUGUUCUUCUGUGGUUAGAAGACCUGAACCCAACUCCCUCCCCAAGCACUGGAGAUGGGGCUUUUCCAAGGGCUGGGGAUCUCGCUGUCCUAAGGACAGCUGAGCAAGGGGGUCGAGGAGGAGCUUGGUUGGUGGAGGAGAGGAAACCGGGUAAGAUGUGUGAAGCAGUCGGCUAUACCAGGCACAGAGAGGACCCACUGGGACACAAGAGCCUGCAUGUGAAGCCAGGCCUUGGGCCACCUUGUUCCUCAAAGGGGUGCUUACUUCCAUGGCAUCUUCAAAGGGACUGUGGAAAGAGAAGCCUUCAGCCCACACCUCUGAAUGCUUUUCCACCACAGCAUGCCCUGUGGCCUGUAUCCCGCUGGUGUGGAACAGUCAGACCCCUGCAGGGCUGCAGAGCCUCUGUACUGGGCGGCAUCCCAGCCUGAGUGCCAGAGCUCAGAGGGCAGGCCCCCGAGCAAGUAGAGAGGAGGGCACCUUUUGGACAGAACCUGUGGGACAAGAGCGACGUCUCAUCCAUUCAGAUUCCUCAAAAAAUGAGAGUCAGGAAGAUCAGGGUGCAGACCUGAUUUCCCACGAAGGGCUGAAAGCAGACAACCGGAGGGAGAGCAGCACCUGGGCCAAUGAGGUAGAAGACAGAAGACCACAGUGUACUUCUGCCCUCAACCUCACCCCCUCCCACCUACAUCCUCCACACCCCCUGACCACCUUCUUCAGAAACGUAAUAGGAAUCAAGAUCCCCCCUGGCCUGGUUGCUAUGGGAGGCACAGUGGCCUGAUGGAGCCUGAGGCAGGUGUGGGAAGAUGUGCAUUGUCUAACUGGAGGUUGGGAGUCCAGGGUGCAGAAGGAGAAGCUUGGAGUGCAGGAUUUGGUGGUAUGUGUGUGGCAGUAGGCACUGUGUUCUAAUUGCCAGUUUUUUUUCUUCUUCCUUUUUUUCUCUAGCUAAACAAGCACUGGCCUUGAGAUAAGCAAUGCUGAAGCACUUGCAGCUCACCUAUUACCAUAAACUGACUGAGCCCUCCCUACACAAGCCAUAACUACUGCUUUGAUUGGACAAGAGACUGAUUUCAGUAGUUUUCUCUUGAUAAGAGACCACUGGCCGUGGGCUGGUUCUGGACAGUUUACAGAAUCUAUGCACUUGAUUGCCUUUGUGUCCCUGCUUCACCUUUUGAAGCAUAGGGCCUAAUUAUAAUGUAUUUAAAUGUUGUCUCCACCCCAAAGUGAACAUGGGUUGCAUGUAACAGGCAUGUUUACUCAGCAUGCAUGCAGCAGGAUCCCUUCACAAAUAUUCAGAGCUCCCCCUAUUCCCUGUUGAAUAUGUAUAUGUGGCCAACCAGAUCAACGUAAAUCACUAUUCGCCCUCCCCUCCCUGGAAACCUACUUUUCGGGUUUCAGCAGGAAGCUAUGCCUCCCAGUCUGUCAGAAUGGCCACUUGCAGGCUGUAACCCUUUAUAAAAAAAUAAA
This is a messenger RNA of Pan troglodytes (chimpanzee), 1778 nucleotides long. Its product is annotated as protein FAM231D. Lineage: Eukaryota; Metazoa; Chordata; Mammalia; Primates; Hominidae. The coding region runs from base 583 to 1092 and encodes 169 amino acids. The transcript has a single exon. The record is from RefSeq and is a predicted model, not a curated record.